AUGAGUGCCGGCUCAAGACUGCAAGACAAGAUUGUCAUCGUCACGGGGGGUGGCUCUGGCUUUGGCGCUGCUAUCGCCCGUCGGUUCGGCGAGGAGGGAGCCAAAGUGAUUGUUGCAGACAUCAAUGUCGAGGGUGGCGAGAAGGUGGCCGCACAGAGCCCCAACCUGAUCUUCCAGCGCAUGGAUGUUACACAAGAGGGUGAUUGGAGGACGAUUGUCGACCUGGCGUUUUCGAAAUAUGGCGGAUUGGAUACCUUGGUGAACAAUGCCGGCACUACCUAUCGGAAUAAGCCCACUGCGGAGGUAACCGAAGAUGAAUGGGAACGUGUUUUCAAGGUCAACGUCAAGAGUAUCUUCCUAGCCGGCAAGGUCGUAAUGCCUCGAUUUAUGGAACAGGGCAAGAGUCGAGGUGGCAGUAUGAUUAACAUCAGUUCGACGGGUGCCAGUCGCCCGCGACCUGGCCUGGUGUGGUACAACGCAUCGAAAGGUGCCGUCACCAACGCGACCAAGGGCCUUGCAGCCGAGUACGGUGCCCACAACAUCCGCGUGAAUAGUGUGGCACCCUUACUGUCAGGAACGGGCCUCUUUUCCAUGUUUACGGGUAUGGAGGACACCCCUGAGAACCGGGAAAAGUUUAUCGGCAACGUACCCCUGGGCCGUCUGACCGAAGCUGACGACAUCGCGAAUAUGUGUCUUUAUCUCGCCAGUGACGAAGGGAGCUUCAUCAACGGGACGGAGAUGGUGGUUGAUGGCGGCAAGUGUAUCUAA
Messenger RNA from Penicillium atrosanguineum, 768 nucleotides. RefSeq lists its product as uncharacterized. NCBI's taxonomy places the organism in Eukaryota, Fungi, Ascomycota, Eurotiomycetes, Eurotiales, Aspergillaceae. The transcript has 4 exons. Bases 1 to 768 code for a protein of 255 amino acids. The record is from RefSeq and is a predicted model, not a curated record.